Aspergillus chevalieri is the source of this 2532-nucleotide messenger RNA. RefSeq names its product putative extracellular threonine rich protein. The transcript has a single exon. NCBI's taxonomy places the organism in Eukaryota, Fungi, Ascomycota, Eurotiomycetes, Eurotiales, Aspergillaceae. The record is from RefSeq and is a predicted model, not a curated record. The coding region runs from base 1 to 2532 and encodes 843 amino acids.
AUGCGCCCUGUCAAGAAUGGCCUGGCGUUGGUCGUCACUCCUUUGGCCCUCGUUGCCGCCAUUCCCAUGCCGGGAGGAGGGACACUCCCACCGAACCUAGUCAGCAUACUUACAAGAUCCGGUAUCCACGUACCAACCGGUACGGCCGACUUCCCUGCCUUCCAAUCCGAUCUGUCGACUAUGCUCGAAUCCAUCCCGACAGCAACUCACGGGGCUGUCCCGAGUCCGACGCAUCCCGGUGGUGGCCCUACCGGCACCCCGGAAGGUCCUGGGACUAGCCCUGGUGGUGGUGGUCCUGGCGGCCCCAGCGAAACAGGUGGCCCUGGAGGUGGUCCUGGCGGAGGCACGCCCAGUAUUCCUGGAAUGGGACCAACCGGUAGUCCGAUCGGCCCAGGCGGUCCUGGAGCGAGUCCAACUCACCCCGGCGGCGGAGCUGGUGGCCCUGGUGGAGAGACACCUGGUGCGCCUGGAGCAUCCCCAACCCACCCGGGUGGCGGAGCGGGUGCACCCGGUGUCCCUGGCGCGAGCCCAACCGGUCCUGGUGGCGCUCCUGGUGCCUCCGCAACCCACCCAGGCGGCGGAGCCGGUGGCCCCGGAGGAGAAACGCCUGGCGCACCUGGAGCAUCUCCCACUCACCCUGGCGGAGGAGCCGGCGCAGGCCCAAGUGGUCCUGAAGGCCCUGGAGGCCCUGGAGCUGGAGCAUCCCCGACCGGCCCUGGGGGACCUGGAGCAUCACCAACCGGCCCUGGGGGACCUGGAGCAUCGCCAACCGGCCCUGGGGGACCUGGAGCAUCGCCAACCGGCCCUGGGGGACCUGGAGCAUCGCCAACCGGCCCUGGGGGACCUGGAGCAAGCCCAUCUGGCCCUGGGGGUCCCGGCGGUGCCGGAGGCGGCGCACCCGGCGCCUCCCCAACUCACCCUGGCGGUGCUGGAGCAGGAACACCCGGAGCUCCUGGCGCAUCUCCGACUAGUCCUGGAGCAGGUGGUCCUGGAGCAGGGGGUCCAGGAGCAUCUCCAACUGGCCCAGGCGGAGCAGAACACCCCACCGGUGGAGCUGGAGCAAGCCCAACUGGACCUAGCGGACCUGGCGCAAGCGCACCUGGCGGAGGACAACCAGGCCAGCCCGGCGGUGGAGCUGGCGGAGCGGGCGGCGGACAACCAACACCCGGAGGCGGCGCUGCUACGGUAUGUGCUACUGUUACCUCGACUGUUACCGUGACUGUCUCUGAAUGUCCUCCUGCUGGUGGCGCCGGUGGCGCCGCCCCUGCAACCCAACCCGGUGCCGGCGCAGGUGCCGCGACUACCCCCGCUGCCCCAGCUCAAACAGCACCAGGAGCCGGGGUCGGGGCCGGAACCGCCCCUGGCGCAGGCGCAGCACCAACAACCGUACCCGGAGCUGGAGCUGGAGCUGGAGUGGGAACCGCCCCAGGCGCAGGCGCAGGCGCAGGCGCUAGCCCAUCAACAACCCACCCAGGAGCCGCAGGAACGACCCCUGUGUCAUCAGUGACAACAACACCCGGAGCCGGCAUUGGAAACGUAACUACGACACAGAGACCCUCGAACAUUACUAGCCCAACUGGCCCCGCUGGUAUUCCAGGCGCUGGUGCCGGCGCUGGCGCUAGUACAACCCACUCUCCCGGGGCAGGAGCUGGCGCAGGCGCAACUGGUACCGGAGCCACUGGCAGCCCUGGAGCCCCUGGAGGAGCGGGAGCUACUGGUAGCCCUGGUGCUGGAGCUGGCGCAGGCGCUACAGGCGGUGCCGCUGGAGGCGCAGGUGCAGGCGCAACAGGAACAACCCCCGUCACCUCACCAACUUCACCCGCCGGUGGCGCAGGCGGCGCAGGAGUAACAUCGACAACCACCGUCCCCGUGACCCCGGCCGGAACUAGUCCCGCAGCUGGCGGUGGCGCAGGCGCAGGCGUAGGAACCGGAACAACCCCCGUCGCUUCUCCCACUUCACCCGCUGCUGGAGGAGCCGGCGCGGGAGCAGGAACUGGAACGACCCCCGUCGCUUCUCCCACUUCACCCGCUGCUGGAGGAGCCGGCGCGGGAGCAGGAACUGGAACGACCCCCGUCGCUUCUCCCACUUCACCCGCUGCUGGAGGAGCCGGCGCGGGAGCAGGAACCGGAACGACCCCCGUCGCUUCCCCCACUUCACCCACUGCUGGAGGAGCCGGCGCGGCAGCAGGAACCGGAACGACCCCCGUCGCUUCUCCCAUUUCACCCGCUGCUGGAGGAGCCGGCGCGGGAGCAGGAACGACAACUACGACUACGACUACACAUGCGAUCCCGCCUCCGGCCGGCGGAACCGCUACGACACCCGCUGCGUCUCCAGCUGGAACGACGCCCGCUGUUCCUCCGCCGGCUGGUGGUGGGACGACUCCUGUGACGCCUUCGCCUUCCCCUUCUCCGUCGCCGUCGCCGUCUCCUGCGGGUACGGCGGGUGCCGUGCGGAGGAUGGUUGAGUCUCGGGAGAAGCAUGGGAGGAUGGGGAUGGUAAAGGGGAUUCUUGCUGAUGCUGUUGGGGCGUGA